Dichomitus squalens LYAD-421 SS1 is the source of this 1187-nucleotide messenger RNA. RefSeq lists its product as uncharacterized. The record is from RefSeq and is a predicted model, not a curated record. The transcript is spliced from 7 exons. The coding region runs from base 23 to 628 and encodes 201 amino acids. NCBI's taxonomy places the organism in Eukaryota, Fungi, Basidiomycota, Agaricomycetes, Polyporales, Polyporaceae.
UUCGUUUUCAUCCUGCGCCGCGAUGGACUAUACUUCAAGCCUUCCGGGUACUCUGCCCAGAGCGGAGGCGCUGACUGCGGUCCUGGCAUCUAUAUUCUUCGGCACCUUCACCGUGCUCGCAGUGUUUGCUGUCUACUUCGCGAGUCGUCAAAGCUUAAGGCGCAUAUCUACCAUCGCGGCACUUGCGAUCACCGUAGCGCUGUACGCAUUGUCAGCGACUUACACGAUCGCGGUCUUGGCGAGACUGGGCCGCCAGAGUCGCAUCUUGGACAACGAUUUCUUCGACUCGCCAACCUUGGACUGUAUUGGUACUGCCACCCUUACUCUCACCACCGUACUCACGAACGCGGUCGUCUGGUCGCGCGUAUGGAUUUUGUGGGGACACAACAAGGUCCUAUAUGGGGCGUCCCUUACAUCGCUCCUCGUUACGCUGAUCCUCGGUGCACUCAGUACCUCUGAAACGUGCCCUGCGAACGCGACACGCAGUGUGAUCUAUUUCUUUGAGAACAACCGCCAGCUGCCCUUGGGAGGCUUCUAUUGGGGCUCAGCCACUGGCCUCACUGCCAGUUGGUUCUCCAUGGCUACGAACACCAUCGCGUUCAUCUUGUACCUCAUCAAGGCGCUGUAAUUUUCCCGCCCUCUUGCGUCGCAAACACGAUUGGUUGAUAGGGAGCUUCUGAUAGGAAACUGCGAUCUGAGAAGGCGCUCACCCUUGGAAGAAGCGUUGGCCGACACUUCGUGCGCAUCCUCGAAUCUGGGACGGUCUUUGCGAUCAUCUGGCUGCUCCUAGUCAUCUACGAGACCGGGUCGAUCGCUGAGGGUAAUCUCACCACCACGGACGGGUUCUCUUUCUUCGUCAACGGCGCCCUCAUUUCACUAUUGAGUUCAUGUGCAGCGGUGAUCAUCAUCCUUGCCGUCACUGGUCUAUCUGAGACCGCGUUCUGCGAUGACGUUGUGUCCAAUGAGGAGGUCCUCCCGCUCUCUGGGCACCAAACCCCACAGGUCAGUGAGAAAUAGAUCGAUCGGUGAAGGCCGCAUGCGAGGCUUCUGUUGCGUGGCUGCUUGCGAGUACGACUGUCUGUUCGGGACUAUUGUUUUUUGGACUUUGGUGGUCUCAUGCGCGAUGAUACGACUCAUGUACCUCUCGUGACGUUUUGGAUGUUCCACACAUAAUUAAUCGAUGCGAG